Molecule: messenger RNA, 3891 nt
Organism: Topomyia yanbarensis
Lineage: Eukaryota; Metazoa; Arthropoda; Insecta; Diptera; Culicidae
Gene: 5-HT2A
Product: D(2)-like dopamine receptor
Exons: 9
Coding region: 935-3508 (857 amino acids)
Biological process (GO): serotonin receptor signaling pathway; G protein-coupled receptor signaling pathway, coupled to cyclic nucleotide second messenger; chemical synaptic transmission
Cellular component (GO): membrane; dendrite
Molecular function (GO): neurotransmitter receptor activity; serotonin binding; G protein-coupled serotonin receptor activity
Source: RefSeq, a predicted model, not a curated record
CAUUCGGUCGGUUCGCACGUGGUUCUCGGCGUCACAUCGUACUAGAGUGGUGAGUUGUGAGCGGGACUUCAGUGGGACUACCUAGUAGUGGAUGGAUCUUACCCUAGAGGGCUAGAGUGAGCGUUUUCGGCACGUUUCUGUACCGGAACUGCAAGCCAAUAACAAAUGGGAAGCGGAUCCUCGUUUGAGCACUGAUUGUGUGUACCAGUUGCAGUAGUCGACAGCUUCGAAGCCGGUGUCGCGGAUUUGCAUUACAUAAGGAAUAAUAGUGUAGGAUGGCACUUGCACAAAUAGAUUCGGAAGCUGUGCGCGUUUGUGUGUUUCCCCGGCUGAUGGUGGAUUGGGGAUAGGAUAGAGUGCUGCUGGUACUUGCAGUGUAGUCGCAGGAUGUAGCUACAGUGUUCAAGUGUGAUGAUUGGUGUUUUUCUUAGUGGGGAAGAAUUUGAAGUUGCGUGCAAACAGGAAAUUUAAUCCGUACGCAGUGGAAGUGAAAUGACGGCGCGUGAAAUAAAGUACGGUACGUGUUGUGCAAACAUUCGGGAGUGAAUAUCUAUGCUGUGGUAGAGCAUCAGGCAGAUGAUUGUAGAAACACGGGAAUACUGAAAAACGCGAAAAAGUAAAUUGUUCAGUGGCGUUAGAAAAAAAGUUAGAUACAGUAGCGUGCUAUGGUUGAAAAAUUGAAACUAGUGAACAAGUUUUUAGUUCCAACAAAUUGUUAACGAAACUAAAUUUAGCAGAUAUUAGUGGUUCCGCCGGAAUAAACGAUUUGGGAACUUCGGUUGGCCUGCGGAAACAUUUUCCAGUCUCAUGCUUUGUUCAAUUUGAAUUGGAGGCACGCUGGGAUUUAUAGGUUAUCACUUAAAAUGACCACCAACACCGCAGUACAGAACGACACGUGCAAGCAACCAAUCGGCGCUGGGCUGCUGCCCUAAGUAUGGACGGCGACCAGUUGUGGGCUGGCGACUGGUGCUCGGGGCAUUACUGGCCAACGCUUCGCUAUCUGGUUUCCUGCGCGAACUAUAACAAUAGCUGGACAUCAUACUGGGGACCGGAUAUUAUAUGUGAUUACAGCACCUUUUCCGGAUCCGUGCCAGGUGCGAUUUUACAGCGGGGGUCAUCGAUAACUACUUCGGUUCCAUCAGUCGCACGUGUCCCGCUGAAAGGUGGUAGUGCCAGUGGGGGUGGAGGUGGAGCUGGUGGUGGUGGUACGGUUAGUGGCGAUGGCGGUAGUUCAGUGUUCAAAUCAGCUGCAUCGAUGGACGGCAAUUCUGCGCUCGGGAGCGCGAUGCAGUGUUACCAAAACUUGAAGUGCAUAUUGAAAUCAGUUACCCCCAGCAGCGAUGACACGCAAAACGAUCCAGCAGCAUCAAGCAUACCAUGGACCGACGCUUUGUACGAGUGCAGUCCGCUAAAGAUGCUGGACGGAGCAGAGAACCUGCUGAAAGACUGCAUUGCCAAUUAUAAUAGUACCGUAAUCGCCCGGAACAUUGCCAAACCAGUGUCGGAACUACUAAUCAAACUUCCUAAAUUGUCACUGGAGAUGAUGGCUAAUGGUACGGCCCAGCCCUGUGGUAUUCCUUUCAGCAAUAGCAGCUUCAGUGCCGGCACCGGUCCCAGCCGGAUUAGUUACUAUCGGCAUCAGUUAGUGUGUAACAAUAGUGCAGGGCAGUUCACUUUCUAUGAGAACGAUUCAUUCGAUCUGUUGAAUACCUCGAUAGUCAGCCCAACCAGUUCCCUAGAUCCGCUGCAGUGUUUGUUGACUAUCGAUUACGAUGACGUGAUAAAGCAAUUGGCAGGCAUGGUGUUGGCCGCUAAUGAAACGGCCAGUAGCAGCUCAACUAGUACAGAUUUGCUUUCACCACUGGGAGGCGAUGGAUCCGUGAUGCGAUACGAAUGGAGCUUCCUGUUUGUGGCUCUGCUCAUCUUCGCCGGUGGGCUGGGCAACAUUCUGGUCUGUCUGGCCGUCGCUCUGGACCGCAAGCUGCAGAAUGUCACCAAUUAUUUCCUGCUGUCACUUGCCAUCGCGGAUUUACUCGUCAGCCUGUUCGUUAUGCCGCUCGGGGCGAUUCCUGGCUUUCUGGGGUACUGGCCGUUCGGCGUGACGUGGUGUAACAUUUACGUGACCUGCGAUGUGCUGGCUUGUUCGGCAAGUAUCCUGCACAUGUGCUUCAUCAGUCUUGGCCGCUAUCUGGGCAUCCGGAAUCCACUCGGGAGCCGGCAUCAUUCGACAAAGCGGCUGACGGGGAUCAAAAUAGCGCUCGUAUGGCUGCUAGCGAUGCUGGUCUCCAGUUCGAUUACCGUUUUAGGUAUCAUAAACGAUAACAACAUCAUGCCCGGUCCGCGGGAGUGUGUCAUCAACAAUCGAGCUUUCUUUGUGUUCGGCUCCUUAGUCGCAUUCUACAUCCCUAUGGUGAUGAUGGUAAUAACGUAUGCGCUUACUGUGCAGCUACUGCGAAAAAAGGCCAGAUUUCUUGUGCAGCAUCCGGAGGGGGAGGUUUUCCGACGUCUGGGCGGUCGUAUGGCAGCAGUGAAGCACUCAUCUUCCGGGGGAGGAGCUGGUUUCUCUUCCCAAGCCGACACUUCCUGCACGAUUUUAUCCAAAGACUCACUGGAGCUGCAAAGGAAUAGCAUCAACAAUAACUGUAAACAGCUGUCCCCCACCGGGACAGCCCCCUGGCGGUUACAUGGAUCCAAUCUGGACAGCAGGAUUGGCAUCAUCUCUGGAGCACACCCGGUAACCGGGUACAGCAACGGUGGUACCGGUCCUUCCACUCCAAUCGCCGGCACCGGGGCACGAGCGGUCCAGAAGCGGGGCCAACAGCAGCUGCAUCAGUACCAUCCGCAGCAGCACCACCAUCACCACAACCGCCGCCAUCACCAUCGCCAUUCGCCGAAGCUGGGCGGUACAUGCGAUCAGAGCACCCAAACACCCGACAGCAUCGAGCGCGAAACGAGACGGCAGAAAUUUUGCUCCUUCCGACUAAACCUGAACAGCGUGCCGACACCGAGCAUAAAUUUCAACCUGAAUUUCCUGGCCAGUAAAAAACGUAACAACCUUUCGGCGAACGCGGUGGCAACGGAGCAAAAAGCUACAAAGGUACUCGGACUUGUAUUUUUCACCUUUGUGUUCUGCUGGGCACCGUUCUUCAUCCUGAAUAUCAUCUUUGCGGCAUGUCCCGAGCUAAAAGUUCCCGAGCGAAUAGUCAACAUCUGCCUGUGGCUGGGCUACGUAUCAUCAACACUCAAUCCGAUCAUCUACACAAUAUUCAACAAAACUUUUCGGGCCGCCUUUAUUCGACUGUUGCGGUGUCGAUGCGAGAAAUCUGGUCGCCCCUCGAGGUAUCGAUCCGUGACCGACAGUCGGGGAACCAUCAGUCUUUGUACCCCGACAGCACUUCCGUUGGCCGUUUCCAUGCAGGGGGCACCCCUCUUGACACCUAGCAGUACCCAAGUGACGCCUCUUAGUGAUUUUCGUGGAAGCUACGAGAUCACCGAUGACGAUUGUUAGAUCUCUCUGUUGUACCUGUCGUUUUCGUUUUAAUUGAGAAAAAUAACGUUAGUGUAUAUUGGGACACUCCUACAAAUUAUCUUCCUAGAAUAAAAAUGAAAAUACAUCGACUUCUUGGAGGGUCGAAAGCAGGUUGACUUAAGAAGCAACACAGGUUUAAGUAACAUACGUUAGCUAUCAGUAGGGUAUAAGUAAACGGAAAUCGUGCGCACACAUACCCACAUAAAACCCAUUCACUAGUCAGAUGUUUGGAAUUUUGAAACUGAAGCAAUGUAAACCCAAAGUAUUACAAUUUAUUACCGAGCAGAGAACAGACCCUAGCAGUUAGGUCCUAUGUCGAUGUUAAGACGGAAUGAUGUUCAAAUAAAGAUAAUGCUGUUUAA